AUGCACCGCAAUCCUGCUGGUCGAAGUGCUUGCGUGCAUCAAACUAGCCAGAUCUCUGCGCUUAUUUGCGCAGAGCUCGACCAGCACUGCGCCGCGACGCAAGCUGCACGCAUGAGAGCAAGGCGGGCGGAUGAAGUGCUUCUUCCCUCGACGGAGCGGAGAGCGAGUGAGGGGGAUGACGAGGAGGAGGGGGAUGCGGAGGAGGAGGGGGAGGCGAAGGGAAUCGGGUGGGGUGGAGGCGAGGUUGAGAAGGGCAACGGGAACCGUCUGCUUAGCGCAGAUAUACCUGCAAAAUCAUAA
Prorocentrum cordatum is the source of this 300-nucleotide messenger RNA. The record is from the annotation of a GenBank genome assembly. NCBI's taxonomy places the organism in Eukaryota, Dinophyceae, Prorocentrales, Prorocentraceae.